Anthonomus grandis grandis is the source of this 2213-nucleotide messenger RNA. Its product is annotated as ATP-binding cassette sub-family F member 2. NCBI's taxonomy places the organism in Eukaryota, Metazoa, Arthropoda, Insecta, Coleoptera, Curculionidae. The transcript is spliced from 11 exons. Bases 185 to 2071 code for a protein of 628 amino acids. Gene Ontology annotation, molecular function: ATP binding; ATP hydrolysis activity. The record is from RefSeq and is a predicted model, not a curated record.
GUCAGACGUUUCUGGUGCCUUUUCUGCUUUUGCUAAGGAUUCGUUCAGCUUUCGUCGGUUUCGAGGAACGUUUUUGAACAUAAUUUUCUCAAAAUUUGCAUGAUUUUAGCAACACAAGCGAUUUUCAAGAGCUUAUUUCCUUCGUUAAUCUAUUUACAAUAACUUCAGACAAACUUCAGUAAACAUGCCCUCUGAUGCGAAAAAACGUGAACAACAGCGCAAAAAAGAUGCUGCCAAGGCGAGACAGGCUGGAAAAAAGGUGCAGAAAAGUGAGGAAAAUGAGAAGCCUACGGCCGUCAAUGGUACCAAUGGAACCCAAAAUGGUACGACCAAUGGGACUCUUGAGCUUAGCGCUGAAGAGGCCCUGUGCGCUAAACUCGAAGCCGACGCAAGACUAAACGCUGAAGCGAGGGCAUGUACUGGUUCUCUUGCCGUCCAUCCUAAAUCCAGGGACGUCAAGAUCGAAAACUUCUCGAUCACUUUCCACGGUUCAGAGAUGCUUCAAGACGCCAUGUUAGAGUUGAACUGUGGUCGACGGUACGGUUUGAUUGGACUGAACGGUUGCGGAAAGUCCACCCUUUUGGCCGUGCUCGGGAAUAGGGAAGUUCCGAUUCCGGAACACAUUGACAUCUUCCAUCUAACGCGAGAAAUGCCCGCUUCCGAUAAAAGUGCUUUAAAAUGUGUCAUGGAGGUGGACGAGGAACGAACGCGGCUCGAAAAAAUGGCUGAGAAACUGGUGGCCUGCGAGGAUGACGAGUCUCAAGAACAAUUAAUGGACAUCUACGAUCGCCUCGAUGAAAUAUCGGCGGAUACGGCCGAGGCGAGGGCGGCGAACAUCCUUCACGGUCUAGGGUUCACCAAAGAGAUGCAACAGAAGAAAACGCGCGACUUUAGCGGUGGUUGGAGGAUGCGGAUCGCGUUGGCCAGAGCUCUCUAUGUAAAACCGCACCUGUUACUAUUGGACGAACCCACCAACCAUCUGGACUUGGACGCCUGUGUAUGGUUGGAGGAAGAAUUGAAAAACUAUAAGAGAAUCUUAGUAUUAAUUUCGCACUCGCAAGAUUUCUUAAAUGGGGUUUGCACCAAUAUCAUUCACAUGGAUAAGAAACGGCUUAAGUAUUACACCGGUAACUAUGACGCUUUCGUACGCACCCGUAUGGAACUAUUGGAGAACCAAAUGAAGCAAUAUAAUUGGGAACAGGAUCAGAUCAGUCACAUGAAGAAUUACAUCGCGAGGUUCGGUCACGGUUCGGCGAAACUCGCCAGACAGGCUCAAUCUAAAGAGAAAACUCUCGCUAAAAUGGUCGCUCAAGGUUUAACGGAGAAAGUGGUGAGCGACAAACUGGUCACGUUCUAUUUUCCUAGUUGCGGGACAAUACCUCCGCCCGUUAUUAUGGUGCAAAACGUGAGCUUUCGGUACAAUGACCAGACCCCGUACAUCUAUAAAAACCUGGAAUUCGGUAUCGAUUUGGAUACGCGUUUGGCUUUAGUAGGGCCUAACGGAGCCGGUAAAAGUACGCUGCUCAAGUUACUUUACGGAGAUCUCGUCCCAACUGAGGGUAUGAUUAGGAAAAAUUCCCAUCUGAGAAUCGCGAGGUAUCACCAACACUUGCACGAACUGUUGGACCUAGAUCUGUCCCCUUUAGAAUAUAUGAUGAAGAGUUUCCCCGAUGUGAAGGAGAAAGAGGAGAUGAGGAAAAUUAUUGGCCGGUACGGUUUAACGGGCAGACAACAGGUUUGUCCUAUUAGGCAACUUUCGGACGGUCAAAGAUGCAGAGUAGUGUUCGCCUGGUUAGCUUGGCAAGCUCCCCAUUUACUUCUGUUGGACGAACCCACGAAUCACUUGGACAUGGAAACGAUCGACGCCUUGGCAGAAGCAGUUAACGACUUCGAAGGAGGUUUGGUUCUCGUCAGUCACGAUUUCCGACUGAUCAGUCAGGUCGCAGAGGAAAUUUGGGUGUGCGAAAAAGGCACGGUAACCAAAUGGAACGGAGGCAUUUUAUCGUACAAGGAGCACUUGAAAACUAAAGUAUUAAAAAAUAACGAAAAGAACGCCAAACAACCGAGAUAAUUUAGCAAAAUAUAGGUGGAUUAUUAUACAAAUUUUUUCUAGACUCAUUUUAAGUGAUCACCCACCACUGAACUUUAUUUUAUUGUUUCUUAUUUUCUUGAUUGUGCUUUAUUUGAUUAAUAAAUGGUGUUCCUUAUUUUAA